Messenger RNA from Paramecium octaurelia, 3744 nucleotides. The record is from the annotation of a GenBank genome assembly. Lineage: Eukaryota; Ciliophora; Oligohymenophorea; Peniculida; Parameciidae.
AUGAAUUUACUAUUCUUAACCCAUCAAACUGUUAUAUAUUAAUUUGAUGCAAAGGAUAACAAUAUUGAUAGUAAUAAUUGAAAUGUAUAUUAGAUUGGAUAUCAGAGCAUCAGAAUUAUUAAUUCUCUUCUUGCGGAGGAAUUCCCUAUUUUUAUUCAAGUGAUCAGAAUAUUAACCAAUUAUAUUUAAACCUCGAACCUCAUUCUCAUAUUUAAGUAGACGCAGAGAUUAUAAUGUAAUGAUAAUUAUUUUUCUAUUAAUAGUUUUGAGAAUGGUUUUAAUACUUUUUACUUAGAUCUUUAAUAAGAAAACUAUUAAAUAGAGAAAUAAUCAUAAUAUAGUUUCACUUGUGGUGUAUCAAUAAUUUAACUUGUGUAUAGUAUUUCAAUUAGUCUUUUGCAUAACAGAAGAAGUUUAUCGAUGAGAAUUUAAUACAGCAACUUCGGAUUAAUAAAAUUAUCAUUAAGUACAAAAUGUGAGUAUCAUUGUGCAGAAUGCUUCAACAAAUAUUAAGGUUAGUGCUUAUCAUGGAAACUCCAUUAAUAGUCAUUUAAUUAGUAAGCCAUUCCAGCAAAUUCUGAUGGAUGGUCUUAUAGUUUGAUAUAUCAGUAGUUUUGGGAUUGUGGGGAAUGCUAAUUUUUAGAAUUUAAUCUAAUCACUUAUUCCGUCAUACUACCUUCUCAUCAAGAUAUAUUGAUAAGAUUUUUUAGAAUAAGGAAUUCUCUCUAUUUAGAUUAUACUUAUGAUUACACAAUUAUCAAUAGUGGAUAUGGAUAAGUAGAUAUAUUAAUAAAAAAUCAUCCUGAUUUUCUAUUCUAACUGGAAAUUAGACCCCAUAUAUUUGGAAGUAUUGGAUUUAUAAGAGAUUUUGAAAUAUUUUACAGUUAGCAAGCAAUAAUAAUAAUUCAUAAUGUUAUUUUAAACUGUUUAGAUUAAGUUGGCGAUUAAUGUAUAAAUUGCUAAGAGGGUUGGAUUUAAGAUGACUCACUUUAGAAUUGCCAUCCAAUAUGUGGGGACGGUAUCAUUUAAGGAUAAGAACAAUGUGAUGAUGCAAAUCAAUUAUCAAAUGAUGGCUGUUUUUAAUGCAGGUUUUCUUGCCCUUUUUUUUGCUAAUAAUGUGAGUUUGGAAAAUGUUUGAGGUUUUAAUCAAAUUAAGAAGUAAUUGAUAAUAGAUGUUAUGAAUUAAAUAAUAUUAUUGGUUUAGAACCAUCGUUACAUGAACUCUAAAAUUCAAUUUCUAAUUUAUUAGUUUAUGGAUGUUAUGGCCAAGUUGAAUAUCAAUUGUUAUUAGAAUAUUAGCUUACUCAUGAGUGGCCAAAACCCAUUUACACUUUGAAUUAACCCUUAUAAAUACAUGAUAUCUAUAGAUAUUAUUUUAAGAGAAAAACAAUAGAAAAUUGCUUAUUUAGUUAAUUUGAUUAAUGCUUAGAAUGUUAAAUGUUUUAUAAGCCAUCUUAAAACAAGAAUAAGUGCAUUCCAAAAUGUGAUGAUGGAAUUAUUAUUGAAAAUGAGAUUUGUGAUGAUUUAAAUAAUAUUCAAUUCGACGGUUGCUAUAAAUGUUAAUUAAGUUGCUAAUUAGAAUGUAAUUAAUGCAUCCAAUAAUAAUGCUAUUCUUGUAUUGAUGGUUGGUAGCUGAUAGAUUAAAAAUGUUAUUAAAUAUGUGGAGAUGGAUUAUUGGCUAUCUCUUCAUUAGAGUAGUGUGAUGAUGGAAAUUAUCAACCUAAUGAUGGAUGCUAUAAUUGCAAUUUCGAAUGUAAUUCAUAUUGUUUCUAAUGCGAUAGUUCAAAUAAUUGUUUAUUAUGUGUAGAAAACUUUGAUUUGACUGAAAAAAAUUAAUGUAAACCAAUAUGUGGAGAUGGAAUUAUUAUAUAAGAAUUAGAGGAAUGUGAAGAUUUAAAUGAUAUUCAAUUCGAUGGUUGUCAUUAAUGUUUCUUUUAAUGCAAUUAGAAUUGUAGUAAAUGUGUUCAAGGUAUGUGCUAGUAAUGUACUGAAGGAUAUGAUUUAAUUAUAAAUGAAUGUCAAAAAGCAUUAAUUGAUGAAUCAGGUGAAAAUGAUGAAUUCAAUGUAAUCAAAGUCGAAAAAUGUGGAGAUGCGUAUUAAUCAACUUUUGAGUAAUGUGAUGAUGGAAAUCAAGAUAAUGGUGAUGGAUGUUCGAGCAAAUGCAUGCUAGAAGAAAAUUGGAGUUGUAAUUAGGAUUAACCUAAUUAUUGUUUUUUAUAAACUAAAUAUUCCUUAGAAUAUGAAAAUCAAACAUUUUAACAUCAAUUUGUUUUAUUAAAGUUUUCUAAUGAAGUGAAAUAAGUUUCAAAUUUAAAUUUUACUCAAUCAAUUUAACCUGUGAUAAUCAAUUUAAAUUAAAGUCAAUAUCAAAUAUCAAUUAACCCUGUAGUAGGUGUUGAUUCAGCAUACUUUACUAUGGCUUUGUUUGAGUUUGAUAUUGUCAUUUUUGAAUAAAUGUCAUUAGAACCAAAUUUUUCCAUUUCUUUCAACUCUUCUUUAGUUGAUAAUAACAAUAUGCUGGUUGGUCUCCCAUCAUAAUAAUUAUUACUUAAAACCCCUAAAGUUAUCAAUUAGAAGUAAAUUACUAUUGCAAAUAAGUGUCAAGAUAUUGGAAAUGUUUUAAUUAUAGGCUUAGGAGCUAUUAGCAUACUGCUUUUAUUAUUCAGAUAACCAUUCCAAUGUUUGGAAAUAUUUGACCUUUUACAAUUUUAAUCAUAUUUGAAAUUUGUAAAUAUUUCUUAUCCCUAAAAUCUAUAGAUUUAUUUUCAAUCUUCAGAAAUUGUAACUGUUAGCCCAAUUUUAAUAUACUUUAAAAUAACAGAUCUUCUUAAUAAUCUAAUUACUGAGAACUUCAUUCCAAGCAUAGGAAAGUUUUAAGAAUUUCAAACAAAUGCUGACCUACUUUUAAAUAUUUAGAGUUAAAUCUUUUAAAUUUUCUUCAUUGGUUUAUUGUACGUAUUUUUAUAAUUUUAUCCAAAAAUCACCCUUAAUUAUGCUUUUACAUUUAGAACUGUUUAUUUUAUAAGGGAAAAAUAAUUAUAAUGGCUCAAUCAGCUCAUAAUUAAGCUAUAUCAAAUUCAUACAAAUAUCUUAAAAUUAAAGAAGAUUUACUCUAGUAAAGGUUUUAUAUAACUUUUUUAUGCAAACUGCUGGGAUUUGUUUUUUAAAGUUUUUUUGUUUAUGAUCUCCAACACAGAAACAGGAUAUCGAUCAAAGACAUCUUAUGGUAUUUGCUUUUUAGUUUUGGGGGUGACCAUUAUCAUUUUAUUGUUGAAUUUUAAAGGAAUGAAUGAAAACUUGAAAGUUUCAAAUCUAAGAUUUUAAUAGUUUGAAAGCAUAACUUUAUUAAAAAAACUCCUAUUUAUCUUAAUAUUAACUGUUCAAUAAAGUAGCGGCAUAAUUCAAUGUGUCAUGCUAACACUUUUGAGUUUAGGUUACAUUGGAUUAUUAUUAUUGAUCAAAUAAAAUAUAGAAAGAAUAGAAUUAAUUGGAAUAAUUUGGACGGAAGUUCCAGUAAUGUUCUUUACAUUAACAAGUUUAAUUUAUUGUUCAGAUUUUUCAACCAUUAUGAAAUAUAAUGAAUAAAUUCUAAUAGGCUUUGUUUAAAUUUUAAUCUUGAUAUUUGGCUUAUUGGGACCAGUAAUCAAACUUGGAAUUUCCCUCUAUAAAGAUAUCAAAUUAUUUUAUGAAUAGAAAAAAUAGAAAAAAAAGCUCAAAAUACAUAAAAUGAUGUUAUUUAUUUGA